This is a messenger RNA of Cordyceps militaris CM01, 1902 nucleotides long. RefSeq names its product amino acid transporter, putative. The coding region runs from base 1 to 1902 and encodes 633 amino acids. NCBI's taxonomy places the organism in Eukaryota, Fungi, Ascomycota, Sordariomycetes, Hypocreales, Cordycipitaceae. Gene Ontology annotation, molecular function: L-histidine transmembrane transporter activity; L-serine transmembrane transporter activity; L-glutamate transmembrane transporter activity. Gene Ontology annotation, cellular component: fungal-type vacuole membrane. The record is from RefSeq and is a predicted model, not a curated record. The transcript has 7 exons. Gene Ontology annotation, biological process: amino acid transmembrane transport.
AUGGUGAUUAAGGCAUCAGCAUCAGCGAACGCCACCGUAACACGGCCGACGGCCAGCCAAUCGAACUCGAGCAGCCUGACUCUCUCAAGCGCUACCUCUUUUAUAUUUUACGACCCCAAAACCCAUCGAUCAGAAACCAUCAUCCAGCGCGACAUUGCUUUUUUUUUUUCAAGACGCCCAAUUCACCACUUAUCCACAUACCUGUGCCCCCCGUCGUGUCGCCCCGUGCGUUCGCCCUCGCCCACCUCCUCCCCUGGUCCCGCCCAUUCUUCCUCCUCUCAAGGCGCACUUUCGCACCUUGAAUUUGGAGGCGGCGCUCCCUUUGCGCCGGCUAUGACGAAUUAUUCAACCAUCACAAAUGCACAGCUCUCGAAUACAGACGCUAGCGACAUGUCGAGUGACCCCCCGGAUCCGGUUGGCCACGUUGAAGCUAAUUCUGGCGGUUAUCGCGACAGCAGACACCGACGACGCGGCGGUAAAGAUGCCGGUUACGCGGGCAAGGCUUCGCGCGCCAGCAGCGUCGUCAACCUCCUCAAUACCAUCGUAGGAGCUGGCACCCUCACAAUGCCCUUUGUGCUUUCGCACAUGGGUAUCAUGCUUGGUGUCGUCCUCAUCCUCUGGUCCGCCUUCACCUCGGCCUUCGGCCUCUAUCUCCAAUCGCGAUGCGCCCGAUACCUCGACCGCGGCACCGCCUCCUUCUUCGCCCUCUCCCAGCUCACCUAUCCCAACGCCGCCGUCAUCUUCGACCUCGCCAUCGCCAUCAAGUGCUUCGGCGUUGGCGUCUCCUACAUGAUCAUCAUUGGCGACCUGAUGCCCGGCGUCAUGCAGGGCCUCACAAACCACACCGACAACUUUCCCUACCUCGUCAACCGCCAUUUCUGGAUCACCGCCUUUAUGCUCCUCGUCAUCCCCCUCAGCUUCCUGCGCCGCCUCGACUCGCUCAAAUACACUAGCAUUGUCGCCCUCGUCUCCAUAGGCUACUUGAUUGUCCUCGUCGUUUACCACUUUGCUGCUGAUGUCCACGCCGACCCCGGCGACAUUCGCGUCAUUGAAUGGGCCGGUGCCGUCCAGACCUUAAGUACCUUGCCCGUUGUCGUCUUUGCUUAUACAUGCCAUCAAAACAUGUUCUCCAUCCUCAACGAACUUGGCGACAACACACCUGGCAGCGUGGUUGCCGUUGUGGGCAGCAGCAUUGGCUCUGCUGGCUUCAUCUACUUGCUCGUCGCCAUUACUGGCUACAUUACUUUCGGCAACUCGGUAGUUGGAAACAUCAUCAUGAUGUAUGCUACUGGCGUUGCCUCCACCAUUGGCAAGGCAGCCAUUGUCAUCCUCGUCCUCUUCUCGAUACCGCUCCAGGUCCACCCCUGCCGCGCCUCUCUCGAUGCCGUCCUUGGCUGGCGCCCCAAUCGCUCGCAAAAUAACAACGGUCGUCCCAGCUCCCCGGUGCCGACCGCCAACCGCGGCGACCAUGGCAGCACCGCCCCGAUGUCGGAUAUGCGAUUCGCCCUCCUCACCACUAUCAUUCUUACCUGCGCAUACGCUACCGCUCUUUCCGUUAGUAGUCUGGACCGCAUGCUCGCCUUUGUCGGCAGCACUGGAUCCACUUCGAUCAGCUUUAUCCUGCCCGGCCUGUUUUACUACAAGAUUAGCGACCCCGAAAGCAUCCACCACCAGCGUCUACUCAAGGAAGACGAUGACCUCGAAGACUCAACUUCAGAUGUUGAGGAGUCGGCGGCCCUGGCGCAGAACCCCGCCGCGCCUGGUCCUUCAGGCCCUCGAGGAGUCUGGCGCUGGCGCAAGAAGUGGCGCUGGGACCUUGAACACAUUGACCACGAGGUUAUCCGUAAGGCCGCCUUGGUCUUGGCCAUAUACGGCGUUGUCGUCAUGGCCACCUGGGAAUAA